AUGGGUGCCCUUGACAGACUCCAGCAGAUUGGCGGCCAGCUCUCCGGCGCGCUGUCUUCCGGCGGUCGCGCAAAGAUUCUCGAGAAGAACCCCGACGAUAUCGUUGUCACCGCCUGCCUCAGGACAGCGUUCACCAAGGGUGGAAAGGGUGGUUUCAAGGACACACAUGCGGCAGACCUCAUGGCCGGUGCCCUCAAGGGCAUCAUCGGCCGAUCCAAGAUAGACCCCGCCUUGGUCGAGGAUAUCUGUGUUGGCACAGUCCUGGCUCCCGGCGGUGGCGCCACCGAGAUGCGCGCCGCUGCCCUGGUGGCCGGCUUCCCCGAGAGCGCCUCAGUCCGGACCCUGAACCGCCAGUGCUCGUCUGGUCUGCAGGCCUGCGUUGACGUUGCCAACCAGAUCAGGUCUGGCAUGAUUGAGAUUGGUAUCGGCGCUGGCGUCGAGUCGAUGAGCACAAACUACGGCCCCGCCGCCGUGGCCGAGUUCUCGGACCUACUCGAGUCCCACCCAGAAGCCGCAAACUGCAAGGUGCCCAUGGGUGUUCUAUCGGAGAACAUGGCCCGUGACCGCAACGUGCCGCGCGCUGCUCAGGACGCCUUCGCCGCCAACUCAUACAAGAAGGCCGAGGCCGCCCAGAAGCAGGGUCUCUUUAAGGAGGAGAUCGAGCCGCUGCGCGUCAAGUUCGAGGAUCCCAAGACUGGCGAGACCCGCGAGAUCGUUGUCGACGGCGACGACGGUGUCCGCCCUGGCAUCACUGCCGAGUCACUUGCCAAGAUCAAGCCCGCCUUUGCCGAGGGUGGUAGCAUCCACGCCGGUAACGCCUCGCAGAUCUCUGACGGUGCCGCCGCCGUCCUGCUCAUGAAGCGCUCCACCGCCGAGAGGCUCGGCCAGCAGAUCCUGGGCAAGUACGUCCAGGCCUCCAUCGUCGGUGUCAAGCCGCUGCUCAUGGGUAUCGGUCCCUGGAAGGCCAUUCCCAAGCUCUUUGAGCUCACUGGCGUCACCAAGGAGGACGUCGACAUCUUUGAGAUCAACGAGGCCUUUGCCAGCCAGUGCCUGUGGUGUGCCGACGAGCUCAAGAUCCCUCACGAGAAGAUUAACCCCAAGGGAGGUGCCAUCGCCUUUGGUCACCCCCUGGGUUGUACCGGUGCCAGGCAGGUCUCGACUCUGCUCUACGAGCUGAGGAGGACGGGCCAGAAGGUCGGCGUUACCAGCAUGUGUGUCGGUACCGGCAUGGGUAUGGCUGCCCUCUGGGUUGCAGAGUAG
Pyricularia grisea is the source of this 1260-nucleotide messenger RNA. RefSeq lists its product as uncharacterized. The transcript is spliced from 4 exons. Gene Ontology annotation, cellular component: peroxisome. Gene Ontology annotation, molecular function: acetyl-CoA C-acyltransferase activity. The coding region runs from base 1 to 1260 and encodes 419 amino acids. The record is from RefSeq and is a predicted model, not a curated record. NCBI's taxonomy places the organism in Eukaryota, Fungi, Ascomycota, Sordariomycetes, Magnaporthales, Pyriculariaceae. Gene Ontology annotation, biological process: fatty acid beta-oxidation; phenylacetate catabolic process.